Molecule: messenger RNA, 3263 nt
Organism: Microplitis mediator
Lineage: Eukaryota; Metazoa; Arthropoda; Insecta; Hymenoptera; Braconidae
Product: putative ankyrin repeat protein RF_0381
Exons: 2
Coding region: 160-1776 (538 amino acids)
Biological process (GO): positive regulation of transcription by RNA polymerase II
Cellular component (GO): nucleus
Molecular function (GO): transcription cis-regulatory region binding; protein binding
Source: RefSeq, a predicted model, not a curated record
UUCCAUCUAAAAAAGCGUAAAAAUAAAUUUAAAAAACGCUGAUAAAUUUAGAAAUAGACUAGCUCACUUGAAAAUAAAACAAAAAAAAAAAUACAAACAAUAACAAUGAUAAAAACAAUGUAAUUGGUUUAUUUUUUCGAAUAAUAAAUAAAAUCCUAGAUGUCUAAUAAUAUAACAAACAUGGCUGCAUUGAAUAACAACAUAAUAAAUCGUAAAUUAUCGAAUGCUGUUCAUCGAGGUGACUAUGACGAAGUUAAUAAAUUAAUUAAAAUAAUAAAAGAAACUGAUUACAUAAAUUUAUGGUACGAUUUUAGUUAUUUAUUGUUAUGUGAUUCGAUAAAAAAAGGCCACACUUCAAUAGCCAUAUUACUAUUAAAUAACCACGCAAAUAUAAACCCACCAAAUAAUGAUAAUAACAACAACGAAUCAGCUCUUUAUUUAGCAAUUGAAAAUGCCGAGUACGAAAUAGUUAAAAUAAUUGUUGAAAAAGGUGCUGACGUAAAUGAAAUUAUAAAAUAUGGUGAUUAUAAAGGAAGUUCAUUAUUACACGUCGCAUUUGAUAACAAUGAAUACGAAAUAGUAAAAUUAUUAAUAAACUACAAUAUCGAUAUUAACAGAAUUGAUAGUGAAUCAAAAUCGUGUAUAUUUUACACAAAUCAAUUAACAGAUUUGAAUAUUAUCGAACUAUUAUUCAAAAAUGGCGCCAAUAUAAAUAUUAGAGAUUUAGACAAUAAUACGCCUCUAUUUAAUGCCGUAUGUUCGUCAUCGUUCGCAAUUGUAAAUUUAUUUAUAAAAUAUGGCGCCCAAGUAAAUGUAAAAAAUAAAUAUAAUAUGACGCCAUUACAUUUCGCAGUACAAAAUUCAUCAUGGAAAAUAAUUGAAUGUUUAAUUUUAAAUAAUUCAAAUAUAAAUUCUGCUGAUUUGAAAGGUUUGACUCCUUUACAUACCGCGAUAAUGAACGGGUUUGCCGGUAAUAUUAAAAAUCUUAUUUAUUAUGGCGCUGAUGUUAAUGCUAAAGAUAUUAAUGGCGAAACUCCUCUUAAUUAUGCCGUUCAACAAGAAGAUAUGGAAGAUGUUAUUGAAGAAUUAUUGAAACGUAAUGCUGAUGUUAAUUGUUGUGAUAAUAACGGAUUGAGGCCUUUACAUUCUGCGGCAGAUGCUGCAUUUGAUGAAUAUAUCGAAAUAUUAUUAGACUAUGGUGCAGACAUUGAAGCUGUUGAUAAUGAAGGCCGUACCGCAUUGCAUAUGACUGAUAGUUUUGACAAUAAUUAUCAUUUGAGAUGGGAAAGUGUACCGUUGAUGUUCAAAUUAUUCAAAGAUCAUAUUUACAAAUUGAAAAGUGUUAAUUUUUAUGUUGGAGAAGAUAAUUUUAAAAUUAUUAACGAUUAUUAUGGUGAUAAAAUAGACGUUACGGAUAAUUUUAUAGAAAAUUGUUUCAAAGAAAUAGAAAAAAUGAAGAAGUUCAAAAUUGGAAAUACGGGAAUUUUUUAUUAUGAUAUUUUGAAGAAAUCGAGGCAUCAAGUGUCAAAGUAUUCAAUGCUUAAAGAUAUUGAGGAUGCUUUUAAAAGCCUGGAGUAUGUUAAUUAUUUUCCGCUUUAUCGGGGAUUAUUGAAAAAAUCUUUUGAUUCUGCAGUUAAAAGAAAAAUAAUUUUAUCUGUUGAUAAAUAUAAUUUUAUUGGUAAUUUGUUUCCUUUAUUACCGGAACACUGUGUUGAUGAAAUAAUUAGUUAUCUUGGUGAUAAUGAUUUAAAAAACGCUAUUGAGUCUUGUUAUUAAUUAUAUUUUAUAUGGCAUUAUUAGUCUACUUCCCCUACUACGAAGCUUUGUGGCGAAAAAAUACCUAAGUCAAAUAAAAAAUAGAGAAAAAUCUGGCGAAUCUUCCGGUAUAAAAACCUAGCAAAAAAAGUUGUAAUUUUUUUGUUAUUAACAAAAACGUUUUGCAAGUAAAGCCUCAGUAGACUUUAACGGAAUACUGGAUAAAAUUUUUCUCAUGCAGUUAAUUAAAUGUACAAAAUAAAAUAAUUCAAUCUUUUCUGAAUCGUUUGGUCACAAAGUUUAUACGAAAAUGUUAAUUAUUAAUUAUGAAAAUAAUUAUUUAAUUUUAUCAACACAAAAAAAUACUAGCUUAAUAGCUCGACUGUCCAAUUUCAAAACACAGUAAGCGACAAAUUUUUCGAAAUCGAUGUUUUAGUAUUUUUAGUUCCAGUGGAGUCUUGUGACCAUGAUUCGAUGCAUCCCUGUUUAAAAAUAUUGAUUGAAAAGAAUUAAAAGAGAUGAAAUUCGAAUUCUUUUCAAUAAUUUCAAUUGAUUUUAAUUUUUUCAUUUGUAUAUAUAGAUAUACAGUUUGCAUGGAGCGACCGCUUCUCAAUUGUUUUCAAUCAAUAUUUUUAAUCAGAGAUAUUUCAAAAAUUUUAUUUUUGUCAGUAACUGUGUUUUGAAACUGGGCAGCCGUCGCUGCUUUGUGUAUAGACUAAUGUUCAUAACCACUGUUAGAAUUUUGUAUUGUGAAAUUAUAAGCAAUGGGUUAGAAUUUUUAAUCCCAACAUUUUUGUCAUUAAAUUUCUAGUACAAUUAACUGUCAAAAUUCAAGACCGACUGUCUCAAAUUUAAAUCUCUGUUUGAAAAUUCCAUACCUCAAGACUUUAAUGGUGUUUUCGGACCCGCGACCCCAGAGCACGGUGACGCCCUUUUUCGCACACGAACUUUCUAUUAGUUUCUAUUAAUUAACGACCGAUUUUUUUUUAUUUAAUUUGAUACUAUUUGCGAAGAUUAUUCAUAAUCGAAAUACUAAAAUCUGUUCACUUAAAUUUCACUUUAAUCAGUAUACUGAUAAUUAAUACAUUUUUUUUUUAUUGAUUAUUCACUUCUUUUCUACUAAUUUAAUUUACUUAUGAAUUUAAAUUUACCCGGGUACAUUGCAGGCGCCUCAGUGCACCGGAGCGGAGAAUCCCAACAGACCAUAAAUUUAAAAUCUUGAUUGAAAAUUCAAAUACCAAAGCUGUAAAUUUUAAACCGUAAUUGAACAUUCAUAUCCCAUAAACUUUAGAGUUAAAGCCGUCAAAAAUGAAAAACUUAUACGCCAUUUUGAAAUUAGUGGUGCAACAUAAUUAUAAAAAGUUAUAAUUCAAUAUUUUAUUGUAUUAAUGUUAUAAUUAUACCAUUUAUUAAAGCAAUGAUCUUUGAAAACAAGUUUUAUUACUUUAUUUUCAUACAUGAGUUAUUUUUAAUUCCCGUAAUAAACACUGAAAACUUUAUAGCUGUUA